Messenger RNA from Penaeus vannamei (Pacific white shrimp), 731 nucleotides. Lineage: Eukaryota; Metazoa; Arthropoda; Malacostraca; Decapoda; Penaeidae. The record is from RefSeq and is a predicted model, not a curated record.
ACCUCCGCGCACUGUCUCUGCAGCUGUCAAGCCCUCCUCGCACCCUCACCUGUGCUAGCGCCUUGCCCGUCGCUUCGGUGCCACGACGAACUCGGGAGAAGGCCGCAAAAAGGACGCAAAGUGAACGCUGAGGGCUUUCUGGAUCCUCUGCUUUGCCUACCGACAAGAUGGUACGUGCGAACAUGGAUAGCGAUCUGGUGAAAUAUACCGGCGGCUGUCACUGCGGAGCGGUCAGGUACGAGGUCUGGGCACCGGCCGUCCUCAACGUUAUUGACUGCAACUGUUCCAUCUGCGUCAAGAAGCAAGGGCGGCACUUCAUCGUCCCGUUAAAUCAGUUCAAACUCCUCAAAGGACACGAUUCCCUCAAGACCUAUUCCUUCAACACGCACAUGGCGAAACACAACUUCUGCAUCACCUGCGGCAUCCACCCCUUCUACAUCCCGCGCUCCAACCCCGACGGAUACGGCGUGAUCCUGAGUUCCCUGGACGACGUGACGCUGAAGAAGGUCAAGAUGGAGAAGUUCGACGGCAAGAACUGGGAGUCGGCGAUGCAGAAGAACUCCCACAUCAGCGGCUACUCGAAACCCGGCAAGAAGUAGAUGCUCUGUCCUCUUUGGGAAGAGAGUAAAUCGAACGGUCUUGGCGAUGCAUCGGUACCAAAAAUAUCAGCACCAGAUAUUAUAUAUUCAUUGCAUUUUUUUACGUAAAUACGAGUAAACUUAUUUGAAUAC